AUGUCCGUCCUUGCAAUCUGUGCCCCUCUCUUCAGUUUCCGACCUGGCGGCGGUCAUGCCUCCGGCGCUGGCGCUCCCUUUGCUUCUGGUGCUGGUGCUGGCGCUGGCGCUGGUGGUGGUGCCGGUGCUGGUGGUGCUGGUGCAGCUACUGCUGUGGCCCAGUCCCAGGCGCAGCAGCAGCAGCACGCGCCCGCUUACCCGGCAUACAAGGGUUACAACCAGCAGCUGAAUGACAUGGACGGCAUGAUGGAUGACCUGGCAGACAUCUACGGUGAUGUCGGCGGCCACGUGUCCAUGUCUGCCGCGUCAGGCCCUGCUGCCACGUCAGCAGCCCCGCCCACCAACGCCAUGGGCGCGUCAGCGGGAGGGGGAGCGCUGGGCGCCACAAACGGCCAAGGGGGCCCCGGGAUGGGGGCAGGGGGAGUGGGGCAAGGCGGGGAGAUGGCGGGAGGAAUGGGGGCCAUGGGGGCCAUGGCGGGCGUGGGGGCGAGUGUGCAGGAGCAGGUGGAUGAAGAGACGCGCAUGAUGUCUGCCAUUGUGGAUCAGGCCACCACGGACUGGCAGAGGCCUCCAGAUCAGUUUGGGGGCCGUGGCUACGGCCGAGGAGGAUUCUACGGCAGAGGAGGUGGUGGUGGGCGCUUUCCCUUUCCCCAACGAAAUGCAGUUCCACAUCCCGGUUACAUCUGCUACCGCUGCAAUAAACCAGGUCACUACAUCAAGCACUGCCCCACUAACGGCGAUCCAGCGUUCGAUGUGGUGAGGAGGGUGCGACCCCCCUCGGGCAUCCCCAAAAGCUUCCUACGGCCAGACCAGGGAGGGGGCUACCUCAUGCCGGAUGGGUCCAUGGCUUCUAUGGGCGCGCAACACGACAUGCAGCAAGGCAACGAGCAAGCCUUUGCCAGAGAAACGGAGCCUUUUCUAGCGCCCAUGAGGCAGCCCCAGGCAGCGGAGGUUCCUCUGGAGCUCAAGUGCCCGCUCUGCUCCUCGCUCUUCCGCAAUGCGGUGCUCAUCCCCUGCUGCCACCUCUCCUUCUGCGAUCACUGCAUUCGGCAGCAGCUACUUGCAAAAGGCAGCUGCCCCAAGUGCUCGUCCAGCCAGUACCGCAACGAUGAUCUCCUGCCCAACAUGACUCUCCGACAAGCUGUUGAUCGCUUCAAGGCCGCACAGCUGCAGCCUGGGCAACAGCAGCAACAGCAGCAGCAGCAGCAGCAGCAGCAGCAGCAGCAGCAGCAGCAGCAGCAGCAGCAGCAGCAGCAGCAGCAGCAGCAGCAGCAGCAGCAGCAGCAGCAGCAGCAGCAGCAGCAGCAGCAGCAGCAGCAGCAGCAGCAGCAGCAGCAGCAGCAGCAGCAGCAGCAGCAGCAGCAGCAGCAGCAGCAGCAGCAGCAGCAGCAGCAGCAGCAGCAGCAGCAGCAGCAGCAGCAGCAGCAGCACUGGCAGCAGCAGCAGCCACAGCAGCAACAACAGUGGCAGCAGCAGCAGCCCCAACAGCAGCAGCAGCAACAGCAGCAGCAGCAAUACCAACAGCAGCAACAACAGCAACACAUAGGGGCGAACAAGCGUGUGGGUAAGGCUGCUGUUCCGACCUUGGGAGUUGGUGGUGCUGUUAGUGCUGCUGGUCCGAGGGAAGGGCGGGACGUGGAAGGGGGAGGCGGAGGGGAAGGGGAUGGGGCCCAGGAUGGUGCGAUGGAGGGAGGAGAGGAAGGGGGAAAGGAUGGGGUGGAGGGGAGGGAGGAGGAAGGGGGAGAGGUGGAGAAGCAGCAGGAAGGGGGAGAGGAGGAAGAAGAGGAGGAAGAGGAGGUGAGUGAUGGUGUGACAGGGCCUGCUAGCACCACCCGUCCUGCUGCUGAUGGCGUUGGUGGUGAUGGUAGUGCUGCUGCUGGUGCUGCUGGUGGUGCUGAUGGUGCUGGUGGUGCUGAUGGUGAUAGUGCUGAUGGUGGUGGUGAUGGGGAUGGUGACACUGCUGCUGCUGAUGCAGCGAUGGGGCAGAUGGGGCAGAUGGGGCAGAUGGGCGGGGGCCAGAUGGUUCCGCACAUGGGAGGCCCUAUGGGGGGGAACAUGGGAGGAAACAUGGGGGGGAACAUGGGGGGGAACAUGGGGGGAAACAUGGGCGGAAACAUGGGGGGGAACAUGGGGGGAGGGCCAAUGGGCAAGGGAAUGGGGAUGGGUUCUGACAUGGGAGGCAUGGGCGGAGGUAUGGGCGGAGGCAUGGGCGGAGGCAUGGGCGGAGGUAUGGGCGGAGGCAUGGGACCUGGGAUGGGGGGAGGCAUGGGGCCUAUGGGGGGACCAAUGGGGGGACCAAUGGGGGGGCCUAUGGGGGGGCCUAUGGGGGGGCCCAUGGGCGGACCCAUGGGCGGCCCUAUGGGUGGCCCGAUGGGUGGGGGAAUGGGACCUGGGAUGGGGCCUAUGGGGGGGCCUAUGGGGGGGCCUAUGGGGGGGGGGAUGGGCGGACCUAUGGGGGCCCCUAUGGGGGGUCCGAUGGGUGGUCGUAUGGGCCCUAUGGGGCCUAUGGGCGGACCUAUGGGGGGUCCGAUGGGGGGACCUUUGGGGGGGCCUAUGGGGGGACCGAUGGGGGGGCCUAUGGGGGGACCAAUGGGGGGAGGGCCACAUAUGGGAGGGCCGGAUCAUUUUCACAACCAGCAGCGAGGCUGGCAUGGUGCCACGGACUACAUGAUGGGGGACUGCUUCCCUUCCCUCCUCCUUGCACUUGUAACCGUCGACUUCUCAAAGUGCCUCGUGUCUCUUCCCCCUCCCUCCACCACAACUGUGCAUGCUACACGUGUGGAGCUACUGACCACAUGA
Closterium sp. Naga37s-1 is the source of this 2799-nucleotide messenger RNA. Lineage: Eukaryota; Viridiplantae; Streptophyta; Zygnematophyceae; Desmidiales; Closteriaceae. The record is from the annotation of a GenBank genome assembly.